AUUGUCUUCGAUGCAGAGUGGAGGUGGUAUGACUCGACGACAAAGUUGACGGAUUAAUUUUCUUAAGUAGUACGAGCCAACGGCAGAUUAGAGGAGGACUUUUAUUUUUCAAAUAGACUGGAUGACACAUCAGGAGCGUCUCUUCCAGCUAAUAACUGACGAGUCUGUCGUUUAAAAGUUCGCCGUAAGCAUCAUAUGUCUAUAGACAGUAGACACACAUCCAAGGGAUGCACCCCGCACACUGACGUGGACGUGAGCACGCUCCGAUGCGCUGGUCGCGGAGGUAUUGGCCUCGGUCAGAAACGAUGAGUCGCAGUCGUCGUGCCCUGUCGCGGUAUCAGCAACACCGGGCGGCACCGAGCGAAGGGUCGCAGUCACUCGUUAUCGCGUGUCACGUGGAAUUAAACGCUGGUAUCUGAACACCCAUAUCAGUUAGAUGACGGCGAGGCGCCGUGUGUUGACAGGUCAUGGGGGCCUGUCUCGGCCACUGCUUUGCGAAAGUCACAGAUUCUCUGCCGUACAGGUUGGAGCACUGAUGGUUCUAUCCAAGACAUACCAGGAUGUCUUUCCAAGGAGAAGAACAAGUUGAAUUCAUGGAUACUGAAAGAGAUGAAGACCAAAGUAAAGGAUCAAAAAGUUUAUUGUCGUUUCUCUCUUUAAAAAAGCUUAAGAAAAAACACGGUGUCCCGGUAACUUUGGAACUACUGGAAGAUGGAGGAUGGUCACGAGGUGGCAACAAGUAUGCCAGAUUGAGCUCUAGAAACGAUGUUUCUACAAGUUCGGGAUUGGAUACAUCGCUUCAAGUUCUCGAUGCAAGAACUUUAAUAAGACAGCAGACGUAUGUUUCCUCCACUCCGGGAUCGUCGCUGGAUCUCGAGUGGGAACACGAAGGUAAUUUUCACCAUCACUUAAUCUUCCGGAAUGCCGAAUGUAUUAAUAUAUCGUACACCCAUACAGGGAUGCCUCUGCCGAUCAUAGAAGACGAAAAAGGCGACACUGAGGGCUCUUUAACGCAAACGUCAGUUAAUAAUAGCCAGCCCUCUAGCUUGACAGCAUCUCCUUGGUCUCGUGUUUCGAGUCCAAACAGUUUAGAAUGGGAUCCGGUUGAGCCAGACAUGGUAUGUGUCGAUAUAGACACCGAGCAGCUUCUGACCGAGAUAGAACGAUUGACAGACAGAGCGCUGAAAGAGACGGGCGAAUGGAGCAAUGCUGACACUAGCUGAUAAACGACUCAAUUGUAAUUAAUGGAAUUGUUUGUAUUUUUGUAUCGUAAAGACUUACCGCGCAAAGUUACAGAUCUGCUCUGUACUUUUGAACGAGAAAGCGAAGAAGUAUCGUACUGGCUCGAUAUCACGCAAUUCUUGGAACAAUAUAACGCGACACGUUUAUAUCGUUUCAAAAACAUACGCUGUACAAUUUAGAUAAUCGAGCACGGAGAUCGGACGAGUAUUUGUGUUGCGAUGUACCUUGUAAUAAUCUUUAAUACGAAACGAAUUCCUACGCCAAAUGCUAUAUAGAAUUUGCGAGAUAAAUAUUUUGACGGUAUUUGCAUACGUGCAAUAAAUUCGUGUACAUAAAUGAGACACACACACAUAUAUAUAUAUAUAUAUUUCUUAUUUUGAAAUUUAAAUAUUCGGCUCACAAGUGCGAUUGUGCAUUUAAUUGGACUUUAUAUCGUGAACUUUAGCAACGUCGGUGUUUUUAAUUUCGCUCACAUCUGCAGCUUCCGUUUGACAAUAACUUAUUUAAAGAGUAAGAUUAUAUAUCGCAUCGCGAGAUAUACGCUUUGUAAGUUUUUUAGUACAUUGAGCACAUUCCGUCUUGUGUUAUUGUUUUCUUUGCCUGCUUUUCAAGCUAUUCCAGAGUGACAUUAGAUUACAAUUUAAAAGAUACGAACAGAGUUUAAAGUGCAUAAAACGGCAGAUCAAAUAACUGGGAAAAUACGAGAAAUAGCGCAAGUGUACAAAACUGAAAUAGCAGGGAAUUGUUUUAUCGUAGUGGAGUGCACGCGAAAAAUAUCUGAAACAGUUAUGAUAUAAACAAUACGCGUAGGAUGCCUUAAUGUAGAUAAUAAAAAUUACAAAUUUGUUUAGAACUGCAGUUAUGUUAUCCACAUUUUAUACAUUUUAAUAGAUAUUUCCGUUAUAUUGUUGUACACGACCUAAAGAUGACCUCUACACACUCACGUACACACCAAGUUUAAGAAAUACGUUGGGUUUUUUUUUCUUUUUUUUUUAUAUAUUCGGAUGUUAGAAGUAAGCACUCCCGAAGAGACGUGUCAUAUCAAUUUAAAAAGAGAUUGUAGAUUGAUAAAUGUAAACGCGAAAAUGUGUGGAAUUGAAGAACAUCAUUAUAUUUGGGCUGUAAUAAGUGUUAAGAGGUAAUAUGUUUAUAUGCUUUAAUAAAUAGUUACUUUAUUAUA
This is a messenger RNA of Harpegnathos saltator (Jerdon's jumping ant), 2422 nucleotides long. RefSeq lists its product as uncharacterized. Lineage: Eukaryota; Metazoa; Arthropoda; Insecta; Hymenoptera; Formicidae. The record is from RefSeq and is a predicted model, not a curated record. The transcript is spliced from 6 exons. Bases 561 to 1223 code for a protein of 220 amino acids.